GUCGGGUGUUCGUUCUAGUUGUGAUCGUAUUUAAACGAUAGUUUGAAUGGGAUUAUUUUAUAAAACUCAAGUUUCCAGUGGUUUGUGAUAUUAAGAUCGGAUUAAAAUGACAAAGGAUAGAUUAGCAGCUCUUGUUGCGGCUCAAAGCGACGAUGAUGAUGUGGGCCCCGAUGAUGUUGCCGUCAACGUUGAAGGCAGGGACGGCUUCAUGGACGCGUUUUUCGGAGAGGUUGAAGAGAUACGGGACAUGAUAGAAAAGAUACAGGCCAAUGUAGAAGAGGUUAAGAAAAAACACAGUUCCAUACUUUCAGCACCGCAGAGUGAUGAAAAAACGAAACAGGAAUUGGAAGAUCUAAUGGCCGAUAUCAAGAAAACUGCCAAUAAAGUCCGUGCCAAGCUAAAGGUUAUAGAACAAAAUAUAGAAACGGAAGAACAAAAAAAUAAAUCGUCGGCGGAUCUGAGGAUACGAAAAACUCAACAUUCGACGUUAUCCAGAAAAUUCGUAGAAGUUAUGACUGAAUAUAACCGAACUCAAACAGAUUACAGAGAAAGGUGUAAAGGAAGAAUACAAAGGCAGUUAGAAAUUACCGGUAGGCAAACAACUAACGAGGAAUUAGAAGAAAUGUUAGAACAAGGAAAUCCGGCAGUUUUCACCCAAGGUAUCAUAAUGGAAACGCAACAAGCGAAACAGACAUUAGCCGAUAUCGAAGCGAGGCACGCCGAUAUCAUCAAGUUAGAAAAUUCAAUUAGAGAAUUGCACGAUAUGUUUAUGGAUAUGGCGAUGUUGGUAGAGAAUCAGGGUGAAAUGAUCGAUCGUAUCGAAUACCAUGUCGAACAUGCAGUGGAUUACGUACAAACGGCCACCCAAGAUACUAAAAAGGCAUUACGAUAUCAAAGUCGUGCCAGACGGAAGAAAAUUAUGAUUUUGAUCUGUCUCACAAUCUUGGCAAUAAUUAUAACGUGUACCAUCGGAGGAUAUCUUGGAUUGGUGUAAAUUUUAUUGGACAAGCAUAAUACAAACCUGUCGCAUAUGCAUACUUAUCACAACAACAAUUGUGUUUGGUUCCAAAUUUAAAUAAAAAUGGUGUAAAUUUAUUAUUACGUUAGAGAAAAUCUAGUCAAGCUGUAAUAUAGUGAGCUAAUAAAAAAAAUGUUUAUACUAACUGCAUCAAGAUUAAAAUUUUGUUGUUAAAAACGCAAUUAAGAAUAAAAUAAAUCAAUGUGUUCUUUUCCGAUAGUGAACAAAUUGUCACAAUAGCUGUGAAUUUAAGAAGAAAAAUAAAAACACAAUUUUAAUCUGAGAGCAGUAAAUGCGACAAAUGAUAUUUUUAACGUCAUAUCCUUUUUGCAGAAUUUGAAUAGCAAUAAUAUUCUGAUUUUUACUGUGUGAUAUUCAAUAUUUUUGUUAAAUAUUAAAACUUGUUAGCGAGUUUUAGAUAAUACCCAAAGUGAAAAUACAUUUCGCCACAACCACACAUGUAAAAUAUACAGUGAGAAUCAUUGACAUACCGUAAUCAUUGAAUUAUUAUAUUUAUUUAAUUAACUCGUAAAAAUUAUUGUCGAGAUGUUUUUUCAUACAUUAUUAUCUAAUCUAAUUUAUAGUGUACAAAACAAAUGGAAGUAUUCCGCCAAAAAGUUGGAAUACUUAUUUUUGGGGCAUUUAAAAACUUUCCUGAAUAUGCCAUUUUAGAAGCAAAAAAAUGGUUAUAUUUAUAUUUACCCGAUUUGGGAAUGUAAUUAAUUUUGUAAAAAAAUUCUCAAAAUACCUAUUACCGAUAUAGCAGAUAAACGUUAUGAACAUUAAACUAAGGCCGGGUUUCUUAACCUCCGAAUAAAUCGAGUUAUUUGCCAAAUAAGUCACAACUGUCAAUUGAAACUGUUUAGUAGAAACUUAACCUAAAAUAUCGUACAUGAAAAGUGGUUUGUUUCUUUCUAUAUUUGAUUAGUUCAUUUUUGGAAGUAUCCGUCAUACAAAAAUAAUUAAAUACUUAUUAUAGAUGCUUUCCGAGAUUUAAAAGAUGAGGAAUUGAUUGAGGAAAUAAAACAAAUUCCAGAAGAACGAGUUUAUUCCGUUUAUUAUCGACUGUUUAUAACGUUUAUUUGCUAAUUUUUAGAAAAUUCUAGAAACAGUAGAAAUAGAUGGGUAGACGACAAACAAAAAUUGUUCUUUUCAAGAACUAUCUGCACAAUCAGUAGCAUUUGAGAGGCCUAAAACGAAAACGUCACUCGAAAGCAGUACCUUUUUCGAGUACCUGUAUUUCUUUACGAAAAAUUUUGUUAAUAGGUACUGUUUAUCUCGUCCCCAUUAUUUUUUCCUUUAAAACACAAAGCCAUUAAUUAAGAAAAGAAGUCAAGCAAUGGGAUAGAUUUGAAAAAGAUUUCGAAUUAUAUGAAGACGCAUCAAACUAAUUGUACAACUGAAAAAAGAAA
This is a messenger RNA of Diorhabda sublineata, 2430 nucleotides long. It is a transcript of the gene Syx1A, whose product is annotated as syntaxin-1A. Gene Ontology annotation, molecular function: SNAP receptor activity; SNARE binding. Lineage: Eukaryota; Metazoa; Arthropoda; Insecta; Coleoptera; Chrysomelidae. Gene Ontology annotation, biological process: synaptic vesicle fusion to presynaptic active zone membrane; exocytosis; intracellular protein transport. The record is from RefSeq and is a predicted model, not a curated record. Bases 107 to 994 code for a protein of 295 amino acids. Gene Ontology annotation, cellular component: plasma membrane; SNARE complex; presynaptic active zone membrane. The transcript is spliced from 10 exons.